UCAUGCACAUCCUAGCUUAACUUCUCUUUAAAUAGCUCUUUGGAAUAGAAUCAAGGGACUUACCAAAUCCAUUACAAGCAUAAAUUUCUUACACCUUCAAUAAAACUCAAGUCCUUUGAAGCAUCAGAAUUCAGCCAUGAACACCACAUUACUUCGUUCACUCAGCAUAGCUACCUAUAAUCAACUGCAUAAGUCAAUACUCAACAAAUUCUUACCUGAUCCUGCCAAUGAACGCCAAUUGUCAACAACAACGUCAAAGCAAAGUAGAAUAUAUUCGAUUAUAAACAAGCUUGGAAGGAAGGCUGAUAACUUUUCGCAAGAAGUACGAGAACAUGUGAGACUGGGGCCAACGAUAACUGAGACAGUUAUGGGGAAGUUGAGACUAGGGGCUAGAAUUCUUCAAGUUGGUGGUGUUAAGAGAGUCUUCAACCAAUUCUUCACAGUGAGAAAAGGGGAGAAACUGUUGAAAUCUUCACAGUGCUAUCUAUCAACCACAUCAGGCCCUUUAGCAGGGCUCCUCUUCAUUUCCACAGACAAGGUUACCUUUUGCAGUGAGAGAUCAAUGAAAGUCUUCUCUAGUAAAGGCGAAAUGUGCAGAAUCCGUUAUAAGGUUUCAAUUCCCCUGAAGAGGAUUAAGUACGUGAACCAAAGUAGAAAUGUUGAGAAGCCAACACAGAAGUAUAUAGAGAUAGUCACAGAAGACAAUUUUGAGUUUUGGUUUAUGGGAUUCUUAAAAUAUCAGAAAACUUUCAAUUAUCUUGAGCUGGCAAUUUCUCAAGCUUAGAUGAACAGCUAAAGCCUAAAGCCACCCAUUGUACCUAAGGCUUCAAAGCGUAACUUCAUUUAAUCUACACACCUCAUUAAGAUAUGAGAGUUGACCUAGCUGCAUUGGCAUAUAUUGCAGUAGAGGAGGAACUAAGCUUCAUAUUAGAGGCUUAAUGCUGUAGAAGAUAGAAUACAUAUAUACUGAGUACUGCCAUACCAUAUAGUGGAAUGGAAUGGAAGGAGGAAAAUAGACAGAAAUUGAUGUAAAAAUAUAUAAGAGAAUCCAAAGAAUGAAGUUGAGCUGUUUUUUAAGGAAGGAAGAAUGAAGUUGAGCUAGAAGACCAAAAA
Messenger RNA from Glycine soja, 1113 nucleotides. Its product is annotated as GEM-like protein 4. The record is from RefSeq and is a predicted model, not a curated record. NCBI's taxonomy places the organism in Eukaryota, Viridiplantae, Streptophyta, Magnoliopsida, Fabales, Fabaceae. The coding region runs from base 137 to 784 and encodes 215 amino acids. The transcript has 4 exons.